CAUUAGUCACACAAAAGCAACAAAUAGUUGUGACGUAAUUAAUGUAAACAUGUGUUGAAUUAGUGUUUAAAAAGUCGUGUUUCACAUGUGUUUCACUGCAAACGUGUUUCCCGUUUUUUUGCCGAUAGUAUUGUCCGCAAUCCGUUUGUGACCACAUUUCAUAACAUCAGUUGUCGUCAUCCACGACCACAAUGACAUCACUGCAGAAACAGUUGGCGCGACUCCGAGUGCCGCAGACUUCGCUGCAUAAGGAAAGACACGGAAAGGCAUCGUUUUUGUACGACUUUCUUGAGGCCAAAUCGGUGGACAAUGACAUGCAUUACGCGAUCGGAGUGUCCGGUUUGGAUUCGCUGAUCCAAUUGGACACAAGAUUUGGACGAUUUCGAGACACUUUAUUCAAUGAAUCGAGUAAGACAUUGGACCGAAGUUUGCAGAGCCGUGAGGCCAACCGAGACUUGGACACCGAGAUUGAGAUAUUUCUUAGCAAUGUUGUCACCAAUUAUUUUCUUCUGAAUGCAACGCAUAAGACAAUUGAAUGGUUGAUAUAUAAAUACGGUAUCAAUGAGUUCAAUGCGGACGCACUUAUCGCCAGUGUAUUGCCUUAUCACGAGACCAGACUCUUCACUAGACUGAUCCAGACCUGUACUGACCCAAAGAUAGAGAGAAGUAAGUGGUUUUGGUUGAAGGGUAUGCAAGAGGCGGGAACUCCUAUUUCUAAGACAACACUAAUAAAGCAAUGCAUAGCUGAUCCAUCUUUUUUGCGCUUUAUUUGCGAGAAUUGCUUUAAAUGUCUUAAAAUUGAUAACAAAAACAAUAGUUAUGUGACAUUUUUCAUGUCGACUGUGAUUAAUGUGAUCCAAAAGAAUACCAGCGAAGCCAUCAUUUUGGUUAUCAUUGGUUAUGUCAUUAAAGGCUUAAAAUCUAAGAACCAAUUGUUAAGAAAAGCUAGUCUUUGCAUAAGUGCUCACAUUUGCGUCAAAACACAAUUAGAGACCAAUGUUAGCCAUAAACUUCUUAAAGCUAUUGCGAAAAGAUGUGACUCUUCAUUAAGCGAUGAUCUAAUCGUUUCAUUAUCUGUAAUGAAUCGGUUCCAACAUUUUGUUGAUUUGCCGUUAAAUAUUGUAAUCAAUAUAACAGAAAAUUCAAUCAUAAAGUGCAGUGAAUUGCAUGACAUUCAAGACUUUUUAGCAAUAUUUAUGAAAAGUCUUAUAAAUAAUUGUUAUGAACUCAAUAUCAAUGACAAGUUGUUGGAUCUCUUGGAUAAAUUGUCUUUAAAUUCUCAAACAAUUGACAUCUGUAUCCAAACAAUUGCCAAAUUUAUGGAUAUUGUAGACAACCGAAAACCAAUUGAUUCGUUUGUUAAAGUAUUGUCUUUACUUGAACUCCGAUAUCCCACAUAUUUUGACGAAGGCAUCGCUAAAUUAUCAUCUAUUGGAUCAAUUGCACCACUUUUAGGUGCAUUCAAGUAUUCAUGUUUGCAAAGUUCAAAGAUGCCACUUAUCUUUGGAUUAACUCAUGGCAGUGAAGCAAAUCAAAUUGAAGCCAUCGAUUAUUUGAUCCAAAAUUUUGAUGCUUUUAUUGACCAAAAAGAUGACUUUACUGUAACUACAAUUAGGAGUUUAUUAACACAAACUUUUACCGAAAAGUCACCACAAGUUGUGUCAAUGCUUUUCGGUCUAAAAGAAAAAAUGUAUCAAUUGUUUAGUGAAGAAGAAGUUACUAAUAUUUGUCUGAAUUUAUUAAAAGUAUGUCAAUUAAAACACGAAGAUAUCGAUGAAAAACAAGGCAUUGUUUGGCGCGAUCUUCAGAACACUAUUUUGGCCACAUUUUGCUCAGUAGAGAACAAAGACAAUGAACAAAGUCUCUCAUUUUUAUAUCCAUUUUUACUGCCAUUAAAUCCAAAUGAUUUCAAGACAUUAUCAUUAAUAUUGGAUUCAAAAAGAGCCAAAAAUAUGGAUCUAUUAAAUUCAUUAUCAAAAGAGCAGCGAAAGAUUAUUGAAAGGAAAGUCAAUGAUAAUGAUGUCGACUCUAUUGUAGCCAUAGUUUGCACACAUUUUGCUGAAUAUUAUAUACAAAAUUCAGACUUAAUAACAAAAAAUAGAUUUGUAUUUUCCCUAAACUUUAGCCGACAAAUGACUAACUCUUUAAGUCUAAUAAUAUUAGAGAGAAUUAUAAGUCUGUCAUCUGAUGAAGAUAUUAGAGAUAAAAGUUGCGAUAUUUUGGUUGAUUUGAUCGACAAAAUGUUAUGUUCAUUGGAUUUAGCAAAACCUAAGCAUACAUUUAAUUCAUUUGAAGAGUUUUUGAAUAAUAAUUUAAAAAAUUUAAGAAAAAGUCGAUUAAGUCUAUCAAACAUAUUAUAUUGCAUCACUUCAGUUGUUAAUUCUAUGGUUUCAUUGUCUUUAAAAACAGACAAUUGGUUUUGGUUUAAUCGGUAUAAAACUAAUCACUAUUUAUAUCGAUUGUUAAUAUUGUUGUUUAAUAAUUCAUUUCAUAACAACAAAAGCAAAGCUAAGGGAUUCAGACAAACAUGUCUUCAAAUGAUUCACAAGACAUUCACAGUCUAUGGUUAUGACUUUAUGUCUCCUCUUUGGGCUGAUUGUGGAAAUGCAUUAAUGCAAUGCCGAUCACUAACGGCUUCAUCACAUUUUUGUGGCAAACAAACGACAUUUAACGACAAGACUGUUCUGUCACUUCUUAUAGCAAUGCAUUCAUCACAAACUAAGAACAGAGAGGCAGCUGUUGUUGUGGCUAAACAUGUCUAUGAAUUGACAAACAAUCAACUUCUGGCAAAUUGUCUUAAUAAUAGUGAGUUUAUUAUAAGCCAUGAAAACAAUAUCUCAGUAGUUAUAUCCAAAUGGUUGUCAUCUAAUCCAAAGAAUAAAACUGAAAAGAAAGCAAUCGAUUCAAUGAGAAGCGAUGUAAUUGCUAUUAUCAGUGACAACAAUACUGACGAACGGUUUAAAUCGUCUCUUAUAUUAUUAUUAAACAGAUGUAACUCUGAUUUGCUUAAAGAAAUCCUAUCACAACUGAAGUCAUUUUUGAUCUUAAAAUGUGUCGAUAGUUUGCAAUUUAAAACAAUUCAAAGUUUACUUUCAAUUUAUGAAAAUCCAAAUGUUUUCCAAUCAUGUGAUGUAAUCUUAUUUGAAUUUUUUAUUCAAUUACUUCAAACAAAAUACACUCAAGAAAUGGCACUGAAGUUGAUUACCAACGAAAUGUUUGAUUCAAUUAAUAUCUAUGAUUACAAAAUACGAUUAUUAAAUGAAUUAUUGAAAAUAAUUAUUGAAACCAAUAGCAAAAUUGCUAAGAAAAUGUUGAAGAAACAGCUUAAUAAUGGAAAUGUUAUAUCAGAUGUCUUAAAAUCAUUGGUUCCUAUUUCUCAAUCCAUGGAUUCAAGUGAACCAAAAGUUAAGAAAAUGUUUACAAACGAUUCCGUCUAUUCUCUUGAAUUGUCUCAUUGGAAAAAGUUUAUUGUUUUGCUUGAAAUUGUUCAGUCAAAGAGCAAACUAAACGAUGUCUCAGAUUUGGUAAAAAAUCUGUUUGAAUACCUAAAGAAUACAUUUAUUAUGGAUUCCAAGAGUUCUUUAGAAUAUUUGAGACAAUUAUUAUUGAAUUCACUAAUCAAUUGUGUUAAACAUAAUACCGAUAAGUUGUCUUCAUUGCCAAUUGAAUCAGUUAUUGAAUGUUUGCGUGAAUCGCAACAGAAAGAAACACAAAAGAUAGCAUUGGUUUUAAUUAGUAGUGUUGCGGAUCAGUUCAAGAAAGAAAUUCUCGAUUACGUGAUCACAAUAUUUACAUUUAUUGGCAAUAAUUUGCUUCAUUGUGACGAUCAGUACUCAAUUCAAGUGGUUUUCGAUACGAUGGACGCUAUAAUACCUAUUAUUUUAGAUGAUGUCAAUAACACUAAAGAAAGUGUUAUUAAUGUAUUCAUUGACGCCUUACAAGACAUUCCGGCUCACAGAAGACUUCAUUUGUUUAAGAAGUUGCUUAAUAUAUUGGGAGAGAGGGAUCACUUAACACUUGUUAUUAUGAAAAUUGUUGAAAAGAUUUUCAAUAAAUCAAAGUCUGAAAAGGAGCCGUUCCUCAGUCUUUUGGUUGUUCUUAGCGCUCACAUUGAUGUCAAUAUCCAAAUUGAAUCACUAAAUAAAAUACUGGAUAUUUUUACUGAAGAAUUUACUGAAAAUCGUAGAGUUUUAUCGAUUACAGACCAAUCAUUUUCAGAUAACGACCGCAGACUUAUAGCACAAAGUUUGGCACAAAUUGUUUUAAGAAUUGUGUCAUCAAAUGAAUUCAUUCAUUUGACUCAUAAUAGUGAUUGGACUCAAAUUAGUGAUAAUUUUUCAACAUUUUUGCACCGUUUGAUUGCAUUGAUUGCUAAGUACUCGACUGAAACCGAAAAUUUGAUAAAAGACACAAACGCUCACCGAAAACGUAUCCGAAGUAUUUUAUAUCAGAUAUUACUUCAGUUUAAUUCACUUUUGCCUAAUGAAGAACUCAUUGAAUUUGUAUUGAAAAUGUUAACAAACGAUUCGUUUCUAAUUCAACGCAAAGUCUUGGAGUUAUUAAAUGAAAAGUUAACACAAAUGGAGAAUCAAUUUCUUAAGAAAAGACAAUUAAAACAUCUAAUGAAAUCGUUAUCAUUAUUGGUACCAACCAGUGAACAAGUAAAUCAAAUGGAUGAACAACAUGUCUAUAACAGUCAAUUAUCAUUGAUUACAUGUAAACUAUUAUCCAAACACGUCAGAUAUGAUGAAGAUAUACAAUCUUUAGUUUAUGAAUUGAUUGAAAAGAUAAUAACAUUAAUCAAUGGAAUGAAAGUUCAAAUAUCUGUUAAUUUUAAGGCGUCUUGUAUUUUAUGUUUAUCACAAUUGAUGAUAUCUUUGGGUAAUAAAGCAAUUCCAGCGCUUCCAACAUUUAUGCCAAUAGUUUUGGCCAAUUUUGAUAUCAGCGAUGAUGUUGUAAUUAUAUCUAACAUUACAUCGGUAUCUAAGAUUACCCAACAUUUCCCAAAUUUUUUGAGUCCAUAUUUGGAUCAAAUUAUAGUUAAAUUACUCACUGUUAUGCAAAAUUGUCCUCAAAUUAAGCCAAAAGUAAAGUCAAUUCGGGAAACUUUUGCUAAAAAUAUUCCCAAAAGAGUAUUAUACUCAGCAAUCGAUUCGUGUUAUGAAAAAGUACUGCAAUUAUCACUCCUAUCAGUUUGUGAAUUGAUGUCUCUUUUGAAACAAGCAUUUGAAAGCAUCACCGAUAGGGCGGAUAUCAAUAAUCACAUAAACAUUUUGAGAACCAUAUUAAUGAAGACAAUGGAUUUGAGAAAUCAAAAUCACCAAACAGUUCCAUUGAAAGACAUUCAAGAAGUGGAAGACUCGUGUUAUUCCGCCUUUUCUGUAUUUGUACCGAAAAUGACUGAAAUAGUUUUUAGACCAUUUUUUAUCAAGCUAUGUGAUUGGUCUUUACGAAUGCAUAGGGGAAAGUUGUAUUACAGAAUGAUAUCAUUUUAUCGAUUUUUGCAUAUAAUGGCUGACAAACUUCGUGGUCUGUUCUGUGUAUUUGUCGCGCCAUCGAUUGUCACCAAUUGUUCGCAAAUGUUAUCACUGUUUCAUUCAAACAAUGAAUCAGAAAUUCAAAUGACGACCGAAUUGAGUCAUUUGUUUAUUACAUCGAUUUUAGGCACACUUUCCAAAUGUUUUCUUUAUGACACUAACGGCUCAUUUCUUAAUAAGGAAAGAUUAGAAGCAUUAGUCAAACCUAUUAUUCAUCAGUUAACUAACACUUUGGGAACCGAUGAAGAGUUCAAUGAAAGAAUUGAAUCGAUUGGUUUGUGUGUUCAAUAUAUGAUUGAAUCAAAUAAAGAAGAUCUUAUUAUUAAAGAUAUCAAUUAUCAAAUACUUCUUGUAACCAGAGAAGAGUCUGUUCAGGUACGGUUGGGUGCCGUCAAAGUAUUGCAUCGAUUGAUUCUGGGCUCUGGUGAAGACUAUUUGCCGAUAAUCGCGGAAACAAUUCCUUUUAUAUCUGAGUUAAGUGAAGACGACGACGAACGCAUCGAAGAUCUUAUUAAGAAAAUUAUUACUGAUUUGGAACAGAUUUUAGGCGAACCCAUCACUAAAUAUCUUUAAUUUUAUAAAUUGAAAAAUAAUUUUAAAAUUUUAUUGACAAUAAGAAAAUAGUAAUAAUAAAAU
Oppia nitens is the source of this 6173-nucleotide messenger RNA. RefSeq names its product HEAT repeat-containing protein 1-like. Gene Ontology annotation, cellular component: t-UTP complex; small-subunit processome; 90S preribosome. The transcript has 9 exons. Bases 192 to 6110 code for a protein of 1972 amino acids. Gene Ontology annotation, biological process: positive regulation of transcription by RNA polymerase I; maturation of SSU-rRNA from tricistronic rRNA transcript (SSU-rRNA, 5.8S rRNA, LSU-rRNA). Gene Ontology annotation, molecular function: snoRNA binding. The record is from RefSeq and is a predicted model, not a curated record. Lineage: Eukaryota; Metazoa; Arthropoda; Arachnida; Sarcoptiformes; Oppiidae.